Molecule: messenger RNA, 4055 nt
Organism: Esox lucius (northern pike)
Lineage: Eukaryota; Metazoa; Chordata; Actinopteri; Esociformes; Esocidae
Product: circadian-associated transcriptional repressor
Exons: 6
Coding region: 216-1445 (409 amino acids)
Biological process (GO): circadian regulation of gene expression; negative regulation of DNA-templated transcription
Cellular component (GO): nucleus
Molecular function (GO): RNA polymerase II cis-regulatory region sequence-specific DNA binding
Source: RefSeq, a predicted model, not a curated record
CACAUGUUGACGCUCGUAAACCGUGGAGAUAGAAAGAACUAGCAAGAAGCAAACCAAUGAACGGCAGGCGGUUGUGAGAGGAGAUUGUCAGACUCGAUUCUUCAACAAGGGAGUGUGAGACAUAUCAGAACAAUUACGGAAAAAGACGUUAUCUAAACCGUUCUUGCAAACCGUAACCGGUUCUCCUGUUGAUAUUUUGUUGCAAUAUUCUAGUGAUGCAAUCGCAGGGCAGCACUUCCUCCCAGCCCUCCUUUUAUUCGCUGAGCUCCAGCGACAGCUACCUGUUCAGCGACUCGGAGCAGGCGGAGGAUGACACUGAUGUCUUCCUGUCCGAUCGCUCGCCCUCGGUCAUCCUCAGCACUGGGGAUGUGGUCAAGGGCGACAGGAGCGCCGGGGCGGAAAGUCCUGGCUCCCAGUGGGCGUGUGACAGCUUCACCGAGGUUACUAGAGGUCACCCCAGGGUCACAGCCGAAAGAGAACGUACGAGGGAGAUGGAGGACGUACAGGUGAAGGGGGACCUGCUCUUCGCCCAGAAGUGUGCUGAACUGCAGGGUUUCGUCAGGCCCUUACUGGAGCUGUUGAAUGGGCUGAAGGGGGGUCGGUUUGAUCGGGGACUGAGUAGUUUCCAGCAGAGUGUAGCCAUUGAUCGCAUCCAGAGGAUCGUAGGGAUCUUACGGAGACCCAGCAUCGGGGAGAAAUAUAUGAAUACUCUUCUCCAGGUGGAGAUGAUGCUGAAGAUGUGGUUUCCUCAGGUGUCCCCCUUGGCCCCUCAGCCUGCCAAACCGACUGGCCCUGCCGCCACCACCUCAACCCGGGACACCCCCAAAUGCCCCCACCUACACAAGCACACAGACCAAUCACACAUCCCUGUCAAGAAGCGCAGAUUGAGUUGGUCAGACACUGACAGUGUGACCCCUCCUCCUGUACUCUUAAAGAGGCUCAACACUGGUGUGGGACAAGAGAGGAGGAAUGAGGGGCUAGACACUCCAUCGAUGGCUUCUGGAGAAUCUCUGGGCCCCCUGGAUCCUGCCAGCGACCAAGAGAAUGACAGAAAAAAAGAUGAAAACAGCAAAGAUGGAGAGUCAUCCAGCCAAAAAAUGGGUAAUUGUUCCGAGCCCAGUUUCAACUGGUUUCACGUGGCUCCCAACCUUUCCCCCCGGAAACCAAGGGAGGUAAAACAGCUUCUUUCUGUUGUACCACCUCCCUCCAGCAGGGGCAGUCCAGCCAUGCAGGACAGCUCAAUCUCCUCUACCACACCCAUCAGCAACCAGCAGCAAAGCCAGCUCCAGUCAGUCGGUUGCCAAAGCCAGCUUAUUGCUGGAAAAAAGGGGAUAAAGACAUUAAAGACCUGUCAGGAGAGGGGCCAGUCUCAUCAAAUCACAGCAAAGCCUUUGAAAAGGGUGGAGCGCAAGAGCAGGCUUAACCCUGCCCCUUUGGAGUCCUGAUGCCCUCAGCGCUCUGACCAGUGGGCUACUGUGACUAUGCCAAUGUGCUAAAUUGCUGUGAAAGGGAGAAUCAGGGUGGUAGAAAGGUUGUUUGGUGCUAAGACGAUGAUACGUUUUGUGUUUUUAAUGAUGGAUUCUGUGAAACUACAAACCGUUAGGAUCAUUAAUUUAACAAACCUGACAGGCUGUAGUUACUGCAACAUGAGGACUGAACAUGUCCAUGUGAGUAAUCAGUAUUGGUAAUCAUCUUUAUUUUUUUUUUUAAAGUAGUUUGGGGAGGUUUGGCAUCUCUUAAAGCCCAAAACUUGUUUCCAGAAUACUGACUGAGGAUCAGAUCUGUAACUGAAUGGUGAACCCUUCAGCUUCACUUCCAAAUGGAAAAUGCCAUUAUGCACACUUACUGUGAACAUUUAGGCUUUUUGAUAUUUGGGUUUCCGGUGUGCAUGGUCAGGAGAUGGAAUUUGGGGGAUUAUGGAUAUAUACUGCAUAUUCUACCCCUGAGAGGAUAUUUCCUAUGAAAGACACAGACCAAUAUGUUGCUGAUAGAAGGAUGGAAUAAUCCAGCUACUCGGAUGCCAUCCAACCUCUAAAUGACCUGUAAAGCAAAACAACAUCUAAGAUUGAGUGGUAAUGGCCUGUCUUGAAAUCUGAAGAGGUUGAGGAGCUAUUAGAUGUCACUCCACCAACCUGACACACUUUAGGAUGACUCUGAGGUGUUAUUGGUAAAGAUCAGUUGAAAUGUCCUGAAGGAUAACAGUGACUAGUACACACGCACAUGGAAAAUUAGGUAAUUUAUGUCAACUUAAAGGAUGUCAAUCAAGAACUGACUGGGCAAAGUGGCUUGGAGUUGCUGAAAUGUGACAUGGAAAAGGAUCAUGAGAAGCAGUGAACAGAAGGAAGUCACCGCUCCAUGGACUGUUGGUGAGUGACCAUAGGAACAGACCUAGGAUCAGUUUACCCUUUUUAUAUCCUAACCCUAUUGGGGGAUAAGAUGGCAAACUGAUCAACAUCUAGGAACAACAUAUAGGAAAAACGCAAUCAAUUAAACGUCUCAUUGAGAGACUCCAAAGACCAUCCUGAGAAUAGAGACAAUGGUCAGUCACUCAACAGACACACAGACCCUGAAGUCCAGUUUAUUUAUUCACAUGCUGAAUUGACAAUGCUGCAUUUAUUUAUUAUAUUUUAUUUAUUAAUUGGCAGCUGUGUUUCUCUGUGAAUUUGCUAUUGGUUGACCCAUGUAUUUGGGAAGCUCUUGUGGGAGUUGCUGUACAAGGGUUUGAGUGUGGUUUUACUUCUAUGAUAGGACAAAAAAACUGAAGGAAUAGAAAAUGAUGAUUGGACUAUUUUGGAACUACUGUGCCUUUACCAAAUAGGAUGUGUACAAAAAAACGAAGCAUUUUCUACUGCAUUUUGAUUGUUUGCUUGUCUUUCCUACGAACACAGUACACAGUUGAUUACGACAUAAACUUCCUGUCUUCAGUCUCUUCUCUGGCUUCCAGGGUCUGUCGGUGACACGACCCACAGGCCAUGCAUCAACCGCUACUGCGCCCAAUAGUAAAUCACUAGUACACCACAGUAUUUUAUACAUCAUAGUCUUUAAUGAACUAAUAACUUCAAUGUUGUUUUUAGAUGGACAGUUGCCUCUUCUUCUCUGAGGUGUAUUGUAUAGAUCAUUAGCUUGGUCCAACUGGAGAAUAUGUUUGAACUGCACUUGCUAUCUUCUGUGUACUUUUCGUGCUUGUCAAACUUGAAAACUUUUUGAGGAUCCAAGCUAAAAGGGAGACCGUAUGAAUUGUUUUUUGAACCACUUCAUUAGCUGCUAUAACUGUCUAGAUUAAACCUGAAAGAAACGUGUAAAACAUGACUGAUAUAAGUAUGAAUAAUUAAUAUACAUAUACUGUAUUUACUAAUGUUACUAUACAUUAAUACAUGACAUGGGUUUGCAAACAGUUUACGUAUGUGUUCAUACGUAGAGCUUAUUAGAAAAAAAGCGACGCAAAAACAAGUUAUUAUGGUUGCAUCCAUACUCCCUAUAGCUUUCUCCAAGGACAGCCACGACUGAACACAAUCACUGGUAGCUUCCAUGUUACCCACCUACCGUCUUUACUGGAGUGGCUCUUUACCACAGGUCUAGGCUCAGAUUGCACUACCCCUAAUCCUAACAUAUACCAUCAGGGGGAUUAAAACACUUCGGACCACGGACUUGUGUUUAGGGGCCACUUUUCUUUCUUUUUAUACAGCUGUUUUAAGACAGAAACUGAUUGCACUUUUCUGUUCUCCAUGUAUGUUUUUUACUGCUGAGACCACUACCGAUGAAUCAGAAGUAAUGUGGUCUUGUUUAUUUCAACUGCCUUUUUAUAUUGUAGUAGCAGACUGUAGUCGCCCUCUAUUCCUCCCCUCUCUCUCCUCUCUCCGUCCCCCUUCCUUUCUGAUACAUACUACUUUUGCCCUCUUCCCUGUCUCUCACUCCCCCAUCUCUGUUCCUUUCUCUUACUAUUUCUCUGCCUCACACGUUUCCGCAGCUGUUAAUCAUUGUUACUCUUCUGAGUAUGUUUUUGUAUUGAUUACACGAAAGGAAAAUAUUUCAAUAAAUGACACUUUUGAGAAGAA